UGUCUCUUUUACAGGAAGUGAGCUCCGCUGGCAGGAAGGGUGUGUGAAGUGCAGAGCACUGCAAGAUGGAUAUGAGGACCAAGGGCCUGAGCCAAAGACUUCGUGGAAAAGCUCGAAUUGUAACCGUGAAGGCUGAAAACCAGCCUAGACGCAAGAGGGCCGAACAGCUCAAAAUGGAAACAAAGCAAGAGAAAAAGAAGGAGGAGAAAAAAGAAGAGAGUUCUGGUCUCAUUGAAUUCUUUAGUUCCUAUCAGGAGCUUUUCCAGUUCUUUUGUAACAACACAACCAUCCAUGGGGCCAUCCGGCUGGUCUGUUCUAAGAAGAACAAGAUGAAGACGGCCUUCUGGUCAGUUCUCUUCUUCCUCACCUUUGGCCUCAUGUACUGGCAGUUUGGAAUUAUCUACAGAGAGUACUUCAGCUUUCCUGUCAACCUGAACUUGAACCUCAACUCUGAUAGGCUGACCUUCCCUGCUGUCACACUGUGUACUCUCAAUCCCUACAGGUACAGCGCAAUUCAGGAGCAGCUGCAAGAGCUGGAUCAAAUCACACAGCGGACACUGAUGGAGCUCUACAAAUACAACAUGUCCAUGGAGCAGAAGAACUGGCAGGCCCAAUCCUUGCGGAAACGCAGCUCCAGGAGCCUGUACCGCCACAUCCAACGCCACCCGCUCUAUAGACACAAGCGUGAGACCAGCAUGGAGGAGAACAAUCCCCAAGUGGACAAGAGUGACUGGAAGAUUGGUUUCAUUCUGUGGAAUGAAAACAAGACAGACUGCUUCCACCAAAUGUACUCUUCGGGUGUGGAUGCCGUGCGAGAGUGGUACAGCUUCCACUACAUCAACAUCCUUGCGAGCAUCCCUGACGUCAAAGACCUUGACGAGUCCAACUUCACAAGCUUCAUCUAUUCCUGCCGUUUCAAUGAGGAGACCUGCAACAAAGCGAACUACACUCAUUUCCAUCACCCUAUUUAUGGAAACUGCUACACAUUCAAUGACAACAGCAGCACACUCUGGAUGUCCUCCCUGCCUGGGAUCAAUAAUGGUCUCUCUCUAGUUGUCCGCACAGAGCAGAACGACUUUAUCCCACUUCUCUCCACUGUGACGGGAGCCCGAGUGAUGGUGCACGGCCAGAAGGAACCAGCCUUCAUGGAUGACGGGGGCUUCAAUGUGCGCCCCGGCGUUGAAACAUCCAUCAGUAUGAGAAAGGAAACAACAAACCGUCUUGGGGGCACCUACAGCGACUGCACAGAAAACGGCAGCGAUGUACCCGUGAAGAUCCUCUACCAAUCCCGCUAUACUGAGCAGGUCUGCAUUCGUUCCUGUUUUCAGAAUAGCAUGGUGGACCGGUGUGGCUGUGGCCAUUUCUUCUACCCCUUGCCCACCGGAGCAGUUUACUGUGACUACAACAAGCAUCCCGCCUGGGGUUACUGUUAUUACAAACUCCAGGCUGAAUUCAAAACAGGCACCCUGGGCUGUUUCACCAAAUGCCGGAAACCUUGCAAGGUGACAGAAUACCAGUUGUCAGCUGGAUAUUCACGAUGGCCUUCUGCUGUCUCUGAGGCCUGGGUGUUCCACAUGCUGUCACGGCAAAACAAGUACAACAUCACAUCCAAGAGGAAUGGAAUUGCCAAAGUGAAUAUAUUUUUUGAGGAGUGGAAUUAUAAAAGCAACGGGGAGUCUCCUGCUUUCACAGUGGUGACACUGCUUUCACAGCUGGGAAGCCAGUGGAGUCUCUGGUUUGGUUCCUCGGUCCUCUCCGUAGUAGAGCUGGCUGAGUUGAUUCUGGAUUUUGUCGCCAUCACCUGCAUCCUGACUUUCCGCCGGCUGUACUUGCACAAAUCUUCUGACCUCCAUACACCCAACAGCCAUGACACCAGCUCCCAUGCUGCAUCUGCUGCCCCACAACAUGCCUCUGAAGUUGCUGCGCUACCAUCCUACAACAGCUUGGAAUCGCUAUCCCUGCACAGAGUUUCCUUCAGGAGAACAGAGUGAGGGGCCCAGGCCAGAAUGGCUUGCAGAAGCCCUUCUUGAAGCAUGGAGAUGGACAUUACUGCCAGCAGCUCACUGUACUUCUCAUACUUCCAUGAGGCAGAUGGGACCAAAAGGUCUCCUGGGAAGUUAUUGGCAGAAGGAAGUCAUAGUACAUAUAUACAGGGCCCAAGUGGCUUGGAAUGCCCUCUCUGCCUGCUUUGCAACUUGUGGUGUAGUGGUUAAGAGCGGUAGACUCGUAAUCUGGGGAACCGGGUUCGCGUCCCCGCUCCUCCACAUGCAGCUGCUGGGUGACCUUGGGCCAGUCACACUUCUUUGAAGUCUCUCAGCCCCACUCACCUCACAGAGUGUUUGUUGGGGGGGAGGAAGGGAAAGGAGACUGUUAGCCGCUUUGAGACUCCUUAGGGUAGGGAUAAAGCGGGAUAUCAAAUCCAAACUCUUCUUCUUCUGUUUCAAUUUGGGAUCCCCAAUGUGGCACCCUCAGACACACACACACACAGAGAGUUGCCAUCUGCCCAUGCCUCCCAAUUGUUUGUGUUUUGUUUUUUUUACCAUGAGUGACAUUGGGCCGGGUAGAAAACAAAGCUCAUCAUCCACCCACCCCUCCCUUCCCCCAGAAUGUCUCUGGGCCCAUGCAUAAAUGUUUUGUUUGGGGUCCCCCCCUUCCCUUUGGUGUAUAUUUUGUUUUUGGUUUUUUACUUUGCUUGGUUUUGGGGUGUUUGGAUUGGCUCUUGUUGCUGUUUGGUUGUAGAGAAUGUUCUGGCUACUGGGGGGAAAUUUUUGGUCUGUGUUGUGUUUCUUGGGGGGGGCUGUUGAUGGAGAGCAAAAGAGUUCUGAGCAUCACUGUUUUUCCCUUCUGUGAAAUGGGUUGUUCCCAGGCCCCGAAAAGUGGGAGACCCCUGAUCUAAAAGAACAAACCAGAAACAGGCUGUGUAUCUGCUAGGUCUUUGUAUGCGUGAUAAGCAAGAGUCUAGCAGGAAAGAGAGCAUGAAAAACAAGGAACCAACCCCUUCAGCUCACAUACAAUUAGCACAGUCUUCAAGGGAAAACCCUCUACCCAUUUUGCCUUCAUUGCUGCCAUUUCCAACAGAUUCCUUUGCACCUGGAGAGAUGCAGGAGUCAGUUUAGCUGGAGUCUUGCCGCCUUGUGCAAUGUAUGCAUUUCUGCCUAAAGACAGGAAAUGGGUCUCGCUUCUGCAAGCUUGCUAGACAAAGGCUUACUUGGCCGCAUCUUCCUCCAUCCCACUAGGAGCCCGGGGAUUCCUUUUAUUGUGCAACACAGUGUUGGGAUGUGUAAUAUGAACUGAGAACAGAAAUGUGGUAAACCCAAGAGCUCCCGGUAUUAGAACUGUGGCAAUACUGCGAGGCCCAGUGUGGGGGUCAAGGAAGGGGCUAAAAUGAGAGCCUGUAAAAAACAAGUUCUCCAUGUUGGAGGCAUCCAUCUAUGUCCCUCAGAGCUGGGACACCUCAUGCAACACAGACAGACAGGGAGGCAGGCAAAGGUGACAACUGUAGCAUCAGGAAAACAACUGGGAGGGAGGGAGGGAGAAGGUAAGGAAGGUACUGCUAGCCCCAUUGCAGCUCAGGAGAAUCUAAGGAGCAUCACAUGACCUACCUUCCCAGCCCUAAUUAGCCACGCAGCACUCUAGAAUGGUGUUAUACCACAGCAGGAACACCAAGGAGUUGGUAAAAAAAGGUGUGAAUUAAAUAUUUGAGUGUGAACAAUGAA
Podarcis raffonei (Aeolian wall lizard) is the source of this 3716-nucleotide messenger RNA. RefSeq names its product sodium channel epithelial 1 subunit alpha (gene SCNN1A). The transcript is spliced from 14 exons. The record is from RefSeq and is a predicted model, not a curated record. Gene Ontology annotation, biological process: sodium ion transmembrane transport. Gene Ontology annotation, molecular function: ligand-gated sodium channel activity. Lineage: Eukaryota; Metazoa; Chordata; Lepidosauria; Squamata; Lacertidae. Gene Ontology annotation, cellular component: membrane. The coding region runs from base 66 to 1991 and encodes 641 amino acids.